AUGGCGUUAAGCAGACUCCUGCUGCUCUGUAUGAUAGCCUCUGAGGUGUGGGAUGCUGAGACCAAACCCAUAGAAUUUGUGUGUAAUAAAGGCGCCAGGAGGGCUAUGAAUAUAGUGGCCGAGAUGAAGAGUGCACUGAGUGACUGUAAUGACUCCACGACCCUCUCCACGGCGGUUCAGCUACCCUGCACCGAGCUUCACGUAGCAUCCUGGGAAAACAAAUCACACCAGGAGAAGAGAGGAGACAUAGUUGCAUCCUUGAGGCUUCUGACUGAAAGUGUGAAGGCUGUGAGGGCCCAGAGCCAGCCAGGAUGUGCCGCUUCGCUACUGCAGAGACUGGAGAACAACAUCAACAACUACCUGCUCAUUCUCACACACCUUCAGCUAAGUCAGGGGCCAGUGGUGAGCCCAGCACUGACUUGUGUUCCUCGAAGCACCCAGAGUCUGAGCACAGUCCUGCUGAACUACAAUCAUCUGAUCUCAGGCAAACUGGAGCGGUUCAUGGUUGACCUGGAAGACAGAUGCACUUCCCAGUGA
Messenger RNA from Chelmon rostratus (copperband butterflyfish), 537 nucleotides. It is a transcript of the gene thpo, whose product is annotated as thrombopoietin. The coding region runs from base 1 to 537 and encodes 178 amino acids. Gene Ontology annotation, biological process: cell population proliferation. The transcript has 5 exons. The record is from RefSeq and is a predicted model, not a curated record. Gene Ontology annotation, cellular component: extracellular region. Gene Ontology annotation, molecular function: hormone activity; cytokine activity. Lineage: Eukaryota; Metazoa; Chordata; Actinopteri; Chaetodontiformes; Chaetodontidae.